Molecule: messenger RNA, 5495 nt
Organism: Hylaeus volcanicus
Lineage: Eukaryota; Metazoa; Arthropoda; Insecta; Hymenoptera; Colletidae
Exons: 15
Coding region: 445-5271 (1608 amino acids)
Source: RefSeq, a predicted model, not a curated record
GUGUAAUAUUAUUUCUUUUAAAUGCUGCUAAAAAGCAUAAAACAAGAGAUUUUAAAUGAAAUAUAAAACACAAGUUACUGAAAGUAUAAUUUAUUGUACGCUUUUAAUUUAACAUGAAUAACAUAGUAAAAUUAUAUAGACAAAUUCUACAUGUGAAUUUCCAAGUGAUGAACUAGAUUUUUUCACAAGAUGUUGCCGUUAACUAUAAUUAGACUGGCGGAACAGACAUCAAAAGGACAGUUUCUUUUUGAUUUUUUUUUAAAAAUUGAAAGAAAAGAAAUCAAGAAAUAAUUCACGACGGUUGUGUACCAACUCUAAUUUGUGUCAAACGCGUUGGCGCUUCAUUUUAAAAAAUAUGCUGUUUACUUUUGUCUUCCAUAACGUGGAUGUCAAGUCAUUCGUUACGAAGAGUUUAAAAAAUAGUUAACUAUUGAUUUGUAUUUUAUGAAAAAAUGUCCUAGUACUGAAAGUGGUUAUAAAGUGAACAUCAUGCCUCAAGUUUGUAAUAGAAAAGAUUUAGCUGCAAAUGCGUUUUGGGAAGAAAUUGACGAGAAAUAUUUUCAAGACGUUCCCUUGUUGCUGUUGAACGCAGUCAAAUCCAAUAUAAGUGAGGGAACGCCAACACUACAUGACGCAGACGUUAGCGAAAAAGAAAAGGAUUACCACUCUGCAAAGUAUCAAGUGGACUGUCAAGCCUCCGUUACACUUACUCCCCAUCACAUUAAAUCUCCUUAUAUAAUGAGUCCUUGGGAAAACAGAAUUUUUGAAAAGUUUUUUAAAGAAUUCGUUUCUAAAAAUAGUGACUUUAAAAUGUUUAAAAAAGAGCUUGAACGUUGGAUUAUGGAAACUGAUCAUGGGCAGUAUGAAAACCGAAUCAACUUGAAUGAAAACAUUGAGUCAAGUAUGACUCAAGAAGCGUUUCAAGAAGACAAAGGGGUGACAUAUGAUUGGUCUGAACUUACAUCCAAUUGCUUAAAUAAGUCUUUAAAAUGUAAUGGUUCCGUCAUGGAACCAGUCUUAAGCUGUGUUGAUGUUUUGAAAAAGCGUCGUUUUACAAGGGUUGUUUAUUCAUUUUCGUCGUGGGGCUUUAGACGUAGCAAUUAUACCGAAGAAAUUCGACAAGUUUUGAAAAAUAACAAAGAUUGGAAAUGUUUUGUUGAGAAAUUUCUUGUGUGUUACAUUAAAUUUUUGGAUAAAGAGAAUAGAAAAGUUUCUGAAUCUAAAGAAUCCCAUUUACUCACAAAACCUGUCAGUAUGACAUUUUUCCUGGGUCUCGUCCAAAGUGUCCUAGGACCUUUGAAGGUGGAAACUGGUGAUUCACUUAACAUGGAGACUUUGACUCAGUACGGCUUUCCACAUUGGUUUUCCCGGAUGCUUCAAAAUUGUGACGACAAGAAAGUCAUUCAAACAGAAGAAACACAAGAAAUUUCAUUAAACAGGUCAUGUAUUAAAAAGGAAAUACAAAAACUAACCGUGGACUUGGAUGUAAUUCAGCAACGUAAAUCUAUCAUGUUAGUUUUCUGUGGUGUCGUUUUGUUGAAAAAUUUUGUCUUCUCGAGUUACAGGUUACAAAAAAUACUUAGUGUUAUACAAGAAACCAAAAAGCCUUGUAAGAUGUACUGGAAUGCAGUGGAGGCUGCAUUAGUGGAUUUAUACCGUUAUGAAGUCUUUCAUAGUGUGACAUCAGGCUAUUACGCUUAUAGCUUAUCUAAGCAGUAUUAUGAUUUAAAUUUUUUCCGUAUUUUAAGCGCUUUAAACGGUUUAGGUAUUUCAGGUUGGUGGACAGAGCAAGGAUUAUGCAGCGUUUGUGGUAGUGGUGUAACAUAUGAUGAAGAUCCUUUAGUUUUUUGUGAUGCUUGUUUCAUCCCUGCUCAUCAUGGUUGUGUUGGUUACCCUGUUGUGAGUGUAUCUGUGGAUAAUGUGCCUAAAAAUAUAACUCAAGACUCUUUUGUGUAUGGUUCCAAAAUGUAUUUUGCGGGGACACACGAAAAAAAUGAAAGCCGUUCGGUUGCAGAAACAAAUGCGUCCAAGGAAGGCAUCUAUAGCACCGAUGGUGAUGAUUGGUUUUGUGAUGCGUGCCAUUUAGUUAUACAACAAGUUUCCAAUGUACCGUUAGCCUUAGUCAUUAUUCGUCACUUAGCGGGUCCACGUACGCCUUAUGAUUUUCAAGAAUUGUUAAAUUAUAAACGAUGCAAUCAACUUCCCCAACAAUUCACUUUAAAAUUACCCUGUUUAAUUGAUGAUGAAGCACACUCCCUUGUGAAAUUUCCUAUCACUGACACUGCUUGUCGUGUUUGCUUCUCGAAAACGUCUUGUACUGAAGACCUUAGUAUUGUGGGUUGCAAACAAAGCGUGAGUAACACAGUAUGUGAAACCAAUCGGGUUACCGAGGAUACAAUACAUUCAAAAAAGGGGAUAAGUCGCGGUGUCCCUGUUAAAAAGAGGACACACAGCCUGACAGGUAUGCAUUGUGCAGCGGUAGGAGAAUGGAAACGUUGGUUGGUACAAGUGUCACAAGAAGAAGUCACAAGAACGGCGGAAAUGCUACGAAAAAAAAUUAGGGAAAAAAAUAAUCGUGCAAAAGAUAGUUGGAUGUUUAAUACUUCAAUGUGUAAGAAAAAAGACGCGCUUUGGUGUGUGGCUGGAUCUUCUUGCACACCUGGUGAUCAAAUCACCAAAAUUAUCUGUCUUCCUGUAUGUUCUCUUUGCGGUUAUGAUCCUUAUUUUCGUGGUGGUGGCGUUAUCAAGAAAGUGAAUUCUAAACAAAAAAGUGAAUUUUGCCAUAUUCGCUGUGCUUUAGCUGCGCAUGGGAUUCUUUCAAGAGACACUGUUCAUUACAAUCCUAACCGUUUGCGCUCAGCGACACCAUGUACUUCGUGUGGUGAAAGUGGACCUGACGUCGUGGGAUGUAGCACUCCCGGGUGUUUAGUUUCGUAUCAUAUGUCUUGUGGAACUCAAAUGCGCCAAUGCUUUUUGGAUUUCGUACAAAGUCGGCCUAUACUUUUUUGUGAAACCCAUGCAAAAGAUCACUUACCUUCACAGAGUUUACGCCGUUAUGAAACCUGUCGACAGCGAAGGAAAAGUCAAUGGAUGAAGAGAAAAACUCAGAUGAAUUCUUCUGUUCCCAUGACGUUGGUCUCAGCAUCUUUGUAUAAUUUCGCUAUAAGAAAUUCAAGACAGCCGUUCAUAAAUGCGUGGAAUUUAAAAAAUGUUGCAAGGAUUUCAACAAAAUCAAGUGCUCUUUGGACUGGCAACAUCCUUGAUGAGACCUUAUGGAUGUUAUUAGACUUAUAUAAAGGAGGAAAAAAAAAAAAGGUGCUUUAUAGCAGUCUUUAUUUGAAAUGCGUUGGGAUUAAAUGGCCUUCUGCACUGUGGAAUUCAUGCCUUCGCUUAUAUUACUCUAUAACAGGGGAGUUACCGACGCAACAGCACAAGUUGCACGCAUUAUCCGAAAUUGUGGAUCAAUGCAUGAAUGAGCGAAGGUUUGAAGUUAGACAAUCUCAAACAAUAGGCCAUCAAACGCAAGAUGCAACCUUGUGUAGUUCGUGUUGCGCUGAAAAAACGUCUUGUCAGACUCGUCUAUCAUUAAUCACAUGUAUUUUAUGUCACAUGUCAGUUUGUAUGGAAUGUCUUAAAGGUACUACAAUACAUGAGUCUUCAACUUUGUCGAAUAAAGUGACCAGCGAUUCGUUCGUUUGCUUGCGGUGUCAAAAAAAGAAAGACGCGGUAUGUGAGCUUUGCUACCGCCAUGAUGGUUAUUUGAUUUGGUUACAAACGACAACGACAUGGAUUCAUUCUUUAUGUUAUCAAUGGUUUUGUAAAAAAAAUUAUAAUGAGCUUGGGACAUAUCUGUUACGCGACUGUACAAACAUUUUACAACACAAAAAUUUAUGUUUAUUUUGUUUUAAUCCGUUCGGUUCUACGUGGGUGUGUGAUUAUGGAACGUGUUCUAACGCAUUUCAUAUUAGUUGUUGUAGCUUAUGGGGAUGUACGAUGAAAGUGAGGAAGACUGGUGAAACUUUAUCCUACAAUGCGUAUUGCCCUGAUCACUCAUAUAACAAAGAGAAAAGUGAUUGGUACUGUCGUAUUAAAAGGAAACUACAGAGUUGGGGUGGACAUGUUGGGUCUAUCACGGAUAACGAGUUUCCUUUAUCUUUCAUUCAAUGUUUUAUGUUUUCUAUUUAUAUACCCAAGCCACUAGAUUGGAGUGAAACUAUCCAUUCACUUGAAUCGUAUACGUUACCUUUUAAACGUUCAUUGAAGAAGUCGAGUGAAGUGAUUGAGGAAGGAAAGAUACAAAGCCAACAACAGAAAAGUCAAAAAUCUGUUUCUUCAAUAAUCUCCAGUGUAGUAACAAAUCAAAUGUCUUUUUGUGUUAAAUCCAAAAAUAAAAGAAAGUCAACAUGUUGCAACGAGAGUUCUAUGGAAUCAAGCGACGAUAGUUUCUCUAAAGGUUUUUUUUCUGAAACUCAGUGGACAAAAAUCUUACUAAAAAUAAAACAAACGUUAAAACGUUCAUCAACCUUUGACUUAGAUCAUGUUAAAGAAGAAAUUCAACGCAUUUACGAUAUGAAUAAAAAAAAAAAUGUAAAUUCGGAAAAUGCUGUUUUACCACGCGUUAAAAAAAAAAUCAAAUGUGAUACCGCAGCUAUUGAACAUCAACCAAAACGAAGGGGACGGCCUCGUAAAAUUUUUAUUGAACAAGAGGAAUGUGCAAAGACACAAGUACAAUUAACGACCGAUGCAACGAACAAUCACGAACUGAAAGAAAAUAAACGUCGACGUCCUUUAAUGAGUCAUUCAAUAUAUACACCUUUACUAGAGAAUUUCUCUAGUCCUUAUUAUGGUCUAAACAAACAAUGUGUAGAGCCUUGUUCGUUUACUGCACUUCCCAUGACGCCUUUCAGUAAAACUACAACAUGCUCUCCUUAUUUACUAGCAUUUUCCUACCCUUAUUAUCAGCCUUAUCAAAUGACCCCCUUUUUAACAAACAUUUAUAAUCCUGCAAACACAACCAACGGCCCCUUUCAACAGUAUGCAGAACAUUCCUUCUACCCAAUGUUUAAUUCCGUCAACACAUUCGCACACAAUCAACAUUAUUUCCCUCCUUACGCCACUUUGCCAAGGCAAACUGGAUCUAACCAAGAAAGGCUACCAACUCAAAUACUGCCCAGACAAGAAGUAGAACAAGGAGUACAAAGUAAACAAGAUGUAUCACGUAAAGGGGUUUUAAAGACGGAUGGAAGUCUAACAAGUCGUGGCGUUGAGUAAAAUUUUCUAUAAUAAAAAACUCAAUGGUUUAAAAGUGACACGUGAUUCCUUCUUCCUUAAGACCUUUGUACUAUUCAAGCUGGUAUUGAUGUUGCUAAAAGUUUUUAUUCAUUUUUUACUUCUGAAUUUGGUGGAUUCCACCAAGUAGACGUUACUGUGACAUGGGGGAAAUUUGCAGCAUGUAAAACGUUCAAUGAAUACGCUUGUAAUGCUACAAAGUAAAA